Molecule: messenger RNA, 1091 nt
Organism: Schistocerca cancellata (South American locust)
Lineage: Eukaryota; Metazoa; Arthropoda; Insecta; Orthoptera; Acrididae
Exons: 6
Coding region: 1-651 (216 amino acids)
Source: RefSeq, a predicted model, not a curated record
AUGAAGCUGGCUGCUUCGCACGAGAGAACGUUGGCUGCGGAGUCGGGGCGUUGCGCUGAGGGGGGCUAUCUGCGUGGCGGUUUAUCUGGGCUGGUGACGCGGCGCGGCUAUAAGAGCGCCACGGCCCACGGCCGCCGCCGCUUCAGUCUGUCCGCAGGCUCGACCGCCGUCGCUACGGAAGACCGCCGCUCCCGCCGCCUCCGCCGCUGCUGUAUGAUCCCUCGCACCGCCAUAGCCCACGUCGACCCCGUCCAUUUGCUGAUUUUCGACUUUUGCGCCGGGUGCCGCAAGAUGUCGGCAUUCCCGCCAAGCAUGCACGCCGUGUACAAAGUGCGCGCCAAUAUGCAGCGCCAAGAUGCACAAAGCCGAGAAGAUCCAGAGGCAUCUGGGACAGGCAGCGCCGGCCGCGGCGGCUUCCCGCACCUGGGGAACAAGUUUAUGGAGGAGUUGCCCACUAAAUACAGUGAUAAGCUGAUGAAGAGUAUCUGGGGUUUCUACAACAGAUAUUCCGUACACAAUUUGAAAAAUAUUGAAGAUGGAAACAACAACAACAGCCAGCAGCAGACGACUUCUGCUGGCUUUGGUGGGCAGAGGGUACCAACACCUCAGCUCACCGCCAACUGGGAUGCUAUGUGGUUCAGUCACAUCUAACUUUGCAAGUUUGCUGUAGCUGACACCAGAAGAGCUCCCAUAUCCAAGAUAUGUGUUCCUUCAAAACAACUUUGUGGGUAAUACAUAAACUUUUGUAGAAAAUGAUACCUACCUAUAAUGAUGUGGGUCAGUAGUCUUUCCGUAGUGGUAUAUGUAGCCGCAUAUAUGGUUUAUCGAAAACUAUUUUAAACAUGUAAUGGUGUUUUCCAACAAAUAUUUUAAAGAAUGUGAGGGUUAAUUUGUAUGUUAAAAACAAUUUAAAAAUGUAUAUUUCAGUGUUUUAUAUUAUAAUGGGAACAUUGAAAAUUAUAACUAUUUGAUAUAAUAGAAAAAAUAAUAAUAAACCUCUGCAUUUUUGUUGGCAAAUUUGUGAAUUACACCAUUCAUUAAAGUAGAGUCCGUAGCAAUCACCACUUAAUAAAAUAAUCUAUUUUGCGUCA